This is a messenger RNA of Apaloderma vittatum (bar-tailed trogon), 1822 nucleotides long. Its product is annotated as histone-lysine N-methyltransferase ASH1L-like. Gene Ontology annotation, molecular function: protein binding; chromatin binding. The annotation marks the transcript as partial. The record is from RefSeq and is a predicted model, not a curated record. The transcript has 14 exons. NCBI's taxonomy places the organism in Eukaryota, Metazoa, Chordata, Aves, Trogoniformes, Trogonidae.
GAACUUUGUGCUCAAACACCACGUGUUUCUGGUACGAAACUGGGAAAAGAUUCGACAAAAGCAAGAGGAAGUGAAGCACGUCAGCGACAAUAUCCACACCUCGUCGCUGUACACCCGCUGGAACGGGAUCUGUCGGGAUGACGGCAACAUCAAAUCUGCCGUGCAGGAUUUGGUCCGCGAGAAGCUGGCAAUGAGGGUUUGGGCUGAGGAGAAUCUUGAAGUGGCUCGCGCUGCCCGUCUAGCACAAAUCUUCAAGGAAAUAUGUGACAGCAUCAUAUCCUAUAAAGAUUCCUCCAGGCAGGCUCUUGCAACUCCCCUCCUGAACCUCCCCCCGAAGAAAAAAAACGCAGACUAUUACGAGAAGAUCUCUGACCCGCUGGACCUCACCACGAUCGAGAAGCAGAUCCUGACCGGCUAUUAUAAAACGGUGGAAGCUUUUGAUGGGGACAUGCUGAAGGUUUUCCGGAAUGCAGAGAAAUACUAUGGCAGAAAAUCUCCGACUGGGCGCGACGUGUGCCGGCUCCGCAAAGCGUAUUACAACGCUCGCCACGAGGCGUCCGCCCAGAUCGACGAGAUCGUGGGAGAGACGGCGAGCGAAGCCGACAGCAGCGAGACCUCGGUCUGCGAGAAGGAAAACGGGCACGAGAAGGACGAGGACGUGAUCCGCUGCAUCUGUGGCCUUUACAAAGACGAAGGGCUCAUGAUCCAGUGCGAGAAGUGCAUGGUCUGGCAGCACUGUGACUGCAUGGGUGUGAAUUCCGAUGUCGAGCACUACUUGUGCGAGCAGUGUGAACCUCGAGCUGUGAAUAGGGAGGUUCCCAUGAUUCCUCGUCCCCAUUACGCCCAGCCUGGCUGCGUUUAUUAUAUUUGCUUGUUACGGGACGAUCUGCUGCUGCGCCAAGGUGAUUGCGUUUACCUGAUGCGAGACAGCCGCCGGACUCCUGAUGGCCACCCCGUCCGCCAGUCCUAUCGACUCCUGUCCCACAUCAACAGGGAGAAACUCGACAUUUUCCGCAUUGAAAAACUCUGGAAAAACGAGAAAGAGGAGCGGUUCGCCUUCGGCCACCAUUAUUUCCGUCCACACGAAACACAUCAUUCCCCUUCUCGAAAGUUUUACCACAACGAGCUCUUCCGGGUGCCGCUCUACGAAAUCAUCCCCUUGGAGGCCGUGGUGGGCACGUGCUGCGUUCUUGACCUCUACACCUACUGCAAAGGGAGGCCAAAAGGCGUGAAGGAGCAGGAUGUAUAUAUUUGCGAUUACCGCCUCGAUAAAUCGGCUCAUCUCUUCUACAAGAUCCACCGGAAUCGUUACCCUGUGUGCACCAAGCCCUACGCCUUCGACCACUUCCCCAAGAAACUCACGCCCAAGAGAGACUUUUCACCUCAUUACGUACCAGACAACUACAAGAGAAACGGAGGCAGAUCGUCCUGGAAAACGGAUCGCUCGAAACAGCAGAUUAAAGACUUAAACCAAGAAGAAGAUUCUCUUCCGCUCAUUGAGGACGUGUUAGGAAACCAAGAUCCAACUCCGAGCGAGAUGCCCGGCCUGGAGGAGCCCGAAAAGGAAGCAGCUUCUGGUGAGACGUGUGAAACGGAGAAAAAGGUGGAGGAAGGCGGUUCCGAGGCGCGGCAGCUGUGCACUCCCGAGGAGAGACGGCACCUGCAGAGGGAGAGACUGAAUCAAAUCCUGCUAAACCUCCUAGAGAAAAUCCCAGGGAAAAACGGUGAGAUUUUAGGCUGCGAUGACCCAGUCGGGAUUCUUCUGCAGGGCACGGUGGUCGCGCUGGCCGAGUACGUCCCUGGUUUGAAUUUAAAGCCUAAG